GCUGUAUGUUUUUAAACGAGGUAGAAGAAGAGCGUCGUGGACCAAUUGCAAAGCGCUAGCACAGCUCAAAGAAGAAGAAGAACGUGGACCAAUGAGAGCUCAGUGUGAGGAUGCGGGAAGAGCACUCUGUUCGGCAGGUUUCUGUAGAUGAAGCUCCAAUACGUCCAUGAAAUGAGGUGACAGCGCGUUCCAGUCUUCUGCCCGCGUGUUUUCUCUCAGUCAAACAGGUGUGCCGUGUGUUUCAGUCAUGCGGCUGAUACCCAGCAGGUCUGCAGCCGCUCCUCUCAGCCUCUCUCUGGCUCUCCUCUUGGGGCUACUCUGCUGUCACAUCCCCAGCACGCUCAGCCAGAAGUCUGACUCUGCCCUGGCUGUGGUGGAGACUGCUGAAGGAGAAGAAGAAGUGCAGGUGACCGAUGUAGGAGAUGAAGAAGAUGAAGGAGAUCUGGAGGUGGUCCAACCUACAGAGGAAUGGCAAACACUCAAACCAGGUCAGGCAGUGCCCAGGGGCUCUCAUGUGCGGCUGAACCUGCAGACGGGUCAGAGGGAGGUACGGCUGGGAGAGGAGCAGCUCAAAUACCUGAACCAGGUGCACAGGGACACAGAAGAGCCCUCCAUCAGUCCUGAAGAGCUCAAACGGGUCAUGAAAAAGAUAAAGGAGGACCUGAAGCCAGAGAGCACGGAGCAACAGGACUUGGUGGCAUCCCAGUUCCGUCCCAUGGAGGAGUUGAAGAAAGACAUGGCUCAGCUGGACCUGCUGGUGCAGACGGAUGUUCAGAUAAUGAGGCGUCUGCUGGAGCAGUUCACCAGCAGCAACGCCACCACGGAGCAGAGGCUGAGCCUCCUGCUGGAGCUGGAGUACCUGGUGCAUCAGGUGGACAACGCUCAGAAUCUGUGCUCCAUGGGGGGCCUGCAGCUGGUUGUGGAGACUCUGAACAGCUCCGACUUCAGACUGCAGGAGAGCUCCGCCUUCGUCCUGGGGUCUGCUGUGUCCAGUAACCCCGAGGUCCAGGUGAAGGCGAUGGAGGCCGGAGCUCUGCAGACACUGCUCACCAUGCUGGCCACGGACCAGCCGCUCUGGGUCAAGAAGAAGGUUCUCUUCGCAGUGGCCUCCCUUUUACGCAACUUCCCCUACGCACAGCGCCACUUCCUGUCCCACGGAGGGCUGCAGGUGCUGUCAGAGCUGUUCAGGGCGGACAGAGGGGGAGUCCUGCGCACUCGUAUCGUCACCAUGCUGUAUGACAUGAUCAGUGAGAAGGAGCUGAUCUCCCAGGCCGGUCUGGACCCGGGGCUGGACGCCUCCCACCAGGAGCGCCUGCGUCAGUACUCUGUGGUGUCUUUGCGAGAGGGGCUGCUGGAGGAGGGGUGGUGCAGUCUGAUCCCACAGCUGCUGGACUCCACCGAGCACGACUACAGAGAGAAGGCUCUGCGGGCCAUGCUGGCGCUGGCUCCAGUGUGUGUGGAUCAGUACCGCUCUCACAGCUCUCUGAAAGCCUCGCUGCUGUCACUCAGAGAACAGUACCAGGACAUGAUACAGUCACAAAUGAUCCUAGGAGAGGAGAACGGAUACUUUGAAGAGAUGAUAGACCUUAUAAAUGCUCUACACAUCAAACUCAGAUGAGCGGAGCAUCACUCAGUGGGCUUUUACUCAGCUCUGUAUAGAGUGCACAGACUUAUGAAACAACCACAAACCCCUCAGAAGGACAAGAAUAUCCUGCAUGCAAUUCAAGGACAGUUUUGAUCCGUGACCUUUGAUGCUAUCCUGGACAGAGUUGGGAUCAGAAUAACGUUUUCUCUUUUUGGUGUUGUCAGUGUAAAAUGUUUGACAAUUUUUUUCAGAGUUCAACAAUAAAUAAAUAAUUUUAAAAUG
Molecule: messenger RNA, 1867 nt
Organism: Eleginops maclovinus (Patagonian blennie)
Lineage: Eukaryota; Metazoa; Chordata; Actinopteri; Perciformes; Eleginopidae
Gene: sil1
Product: SIL1 nucleotide exchange factor
Exons: 12
Coding region: 248-1618 (456 amino acids)
Source: RefSeq, a predicted model, not a curated record